AUGACUUACAGUCUGGCUGCUCGGUGCACCUGCAUCGAUGGACAGGACAUCAUCGUGAUCUCGAAUCAUCUCGGUUGCUCAGGCUCUGAUGCAGGUGACUGCAUGCCGACGGCAGGUGGUCCGCUUUCCCCACUACAAAAGCACAACGUCCAAAUAGAUGAGACAUUUCUAACCCUUCUGGGGGCUUUUGGUGCAGCACUGACUCACACUUCUAAGUCCUUCUAUGGUGCUCUCACCAAGAGUUGCGGUCGAGCCCUCACCUUGGCGUUCCACUCCACAUCUCCAGGAUCACACAGAAAAUUACCGGGAUUUUAACCAACACAACUGGCACAACUGGAGACUCACUUAGGCGUGCCGCCACACCCGGCUCGGAUCCCGCGAAGUGGCAAUGCCAUAAAAGCCACAUUAAGAAGGAGCCAUUGCAGUCUGCCUCUCAGGCCAGCACCUGGCCACUCCUCACAAACACACAGCACUGGGCCGACUGCGAGGUCCAAGUUAUCCCAUCAGUUAGCAACCUUUCAAGCCACGGCUUUUAGAGCACCGUAGGAGCUUCAAGCGCGUCAGAUUAUUUGUAGUGAGGAAAAUGCGCUGAGUCGUCGACCUCACCCUCCCUUCUCAUUCCCACACCUCAGCCCCUGUCCGAGCCGGUCAGCUGACUGCAGCGGGGAAUGGGCGCGGUGGCAGACAUAUCUAACGAUCUUGUCUGCGCGCGCCACAUACACGACCUGGCCCGCUAAACACAAACACCAGAAUUUUACACAACGAGGAUUGCACGAUGUACAUUUUACAUGCACGACAACGCCGUAGGUCAGAGUUGGGAGGAGCUUUUUCAGCCUGGAUCUCAUCCCACCAGUCCGCAACUCCACAUAAACACACACAUGCACACACAACUGAACAGACUGCGCGGACUGGUUUGGGGAGUCACUUAGCAGCCUUCCACCUGCGCCCUCUCCCGCCUCCGGUCUUCUUGACUCUGUCAUGACCGCAGGACAAGGUGAGGAGGAGAGAAUGAGUUAGAUGUCGUGCAAGCCCACAUUCACUGUAAAUUAAACCACGAACAAGUCACCGUCCCUGCCACCAACUUGCUGUUGAGCCUACGGUUGACAUCGUCGGCAACGAUAAUCGAAGUGCCACCGAGAGGCUCAGCUUGGUUUUCUGCCAAUCACAGCCAUCCAAACUGGCCAAUCAGAUCCAAGGCUGAAAGAGAAAACAGACCCUCGGGCACUACAUUCGGACCUUUGCACCGAUGACAUCGGACGUGCGCUUUACUCGUCCGGCUGCCAACUUGCCCCAGCACGUUUAUUCAUUCUGUACUGAGUACAAUACUAUGUCCCCGGCGUCUAACUUCUCAUGUUCUUAAUAGGGACCUGACUCGACUAUCGUAUUGAUAAGAUUCGGCGAGCAGCUUUAAUUACCAAGAAAAAACCUUCAUCAGAUAAAGCAGGUCCAUACUUCCGAGUCAGUACUCUGUGAGUCAGAGACUGGGGGUAAGUUGAACGAUGCCGGCUCUCCAGCCGAACUGAUAAGUUCUUUUUGUGCACUACGAAUUUGCUUUGGUCCGAGAGCAGAUUUUAUCGAUCAUAUUGCCUAAUGACCUUGAGCAUAUCUGCAGAGCAGUUAGACGUGGAAGAAUGACAGUUAAGCGCUUUUGUCGACUAACUUAAUCCUCCUUAACUUCGAUCGAGGCGUUCUUAAGUCUCUAAGAAAAAUGGCUUACGGUAUACAGUCUCCCACUGCGUACAACGAACUCCAUUCAAAAAACCUCCUAGUUGUGAUACUGAUUAUUGCACAGGGGCUUUCUUUUGGCGGUUUUUGUGACCUAAACUCCUUUUGAAAUUGAUUUUCCGGUUUCUCUCACUCCUCACUCAUGAGUAUUUUCGACAUUGGCACACAAUCCUGUUUACUUGACUGUGUGGAAUUGAAUUUCGACUUUUGCGCCUACUUGCGUUACUUUAAUGACGCCAUCUACGAAGUGCGUCCUUGAAGCAAAUUAAGCUCCCUGUCAAUUGCUCGAAUCGACAAUAAUGAAAUUUGUGUAUUGUGCAUGUGUUAGGUCAUAGCGUUUAAUCCAAUCAAUAAUGAUGAAAAAACUAUUUCCAGAUCGCAUGUCAAAAAGAAAAGGAAGCCCUCACUGAGGGGAGUUUAUUCUCGUUUUAGCGUUUUUGAGCAGGGAUCUAGGAGAAUAGACAAUUAUGUGCACUUUUUUCAGCAAAUGGUGUAUUUUUGUCUGUCUCUAAUUUCCAUACAUGGGCAAACAAAAUCACUCCUCGAAUUUUCAGAAUCAAAGCAAGCCCCUCCUACCGAACAUCUGGUUUUAAGUUGCUAAAAAUAUUGUCUAUCUCCUAAUACAAUGCGCUGGUCCCCAUCCCGUUGGUGAAAGGGAUAGGAAAAUCAUUUUCAGGCCGUGAAAAAACGGCCAGUUCUCAAAAUUUUUAAUCUUAUCAUUGAUUGUGAUCGACUUAAGGGGAUGCUGCUGCUGCUGCUGCUGAUGAUGAUGACGAUGAUGAUGAUGAUGAUGGUGGUGGUGGUGGUGGUGGUGGUGGUGGUGGUGAUGAUGGUGGUGGUGGUGGUGGUGGUGGUCGUGAUGAUGAUGAUGAUGAUGAUGAUGAUGAUGAUGAUGAUGAUGAUGAUGAUGAUGAUGAUGAUGAUGAUGAUGAUGAUGAUGAUGAUGAUGAUGAUGAUGAUGAUGAUGAUGAUGAUGAUGAUGAUGAUGAUGAUGAUGAUGGGAAACUAGUUUUGAAAAAGUACUUCUACAACUUUCAUAAUUACUUCCUGCAGUUCAUCUAA
This is a messenger RNA of Spirometra erinaceieuropaei, 2787 nucleotides long. Lineage: Eukaryota; Metazoa; Platyhelminthes; Cestoda; Diphyllobothriidea; Diphyllobothriidae. The record is from the annotation of a GenBank genome assembly.